Messenger RNA from Medicago truncatula (barrel medic), 1511 nucleotides. RefSeq lists its product as uncharacterized. The record is from RefSeq and is a predicted model, not a curated record. NCBI's taxonomy places the organism in Eukaryota, Viridiplantae, Streptophyta, Magnoliopsida, Fabales, Fabaceae. The transcript has a single exon. The coding region runs from base 333 to 1250 and encodes 305 amino acids.
CCAAAAAAGGAAAUGAAUAUGCCAAAGCAUCUAUAUAAUUAGUACAUGCAAAUUCUAUAUCCCGUUUCGAACCUACCUAGCAUAUCCUUGUUCAACACUUUAUCUUAGUCAAAUUAUUAAAUUAGAUAAGAAUUGAAUCAAAGUUACAUCAUUAUUACAAGUUUAAACUCCAUAAUUUCCCUCGAAUAUUCUCUAGAAAAUUCCAACUAUUAUCAUCAUCUAUAUAACCAAAAAAAACCACACACUUUAAUUCAUCAACAAAAAAAACUCACAUUUUCUUCCUCAAACAAAUUAUCCAAAUCCAUAACACGAACCCGUUUUCUCUUACAGUGAUGAUGAAUUUUGCUAGAAAGAAACGAGUCACUGAUCCGUUCAACGACGAAGCCAAAGCACGACUCGUCGGAGCUGAUCUCCGGCGACUAAGCGACGUCAGUAGCGGUAGCGAACAUUCUGGCACCGGCGAAUGCGAUUCUUCACCGUCUCUCUCUGAGCUCGUGCAUGGUUUUCUUGAAGAAGAUGACGGAAACGUGUGUGAUUCAACUGGAAACGAUUUUGACUCAGAGCGAGUUGACUCGGUUUCUGAUUCCAUGGAUUCGGUGGAGGAUCUACUGAGAUUAAGUGCUGAAAAUGCUAAUGCAGAUUCUUACCUGAACAUGCUUCGAUUGCAUGUUUCUGAAGCUGCGGUGAAAUUCGAUUUUCUGAAGAAACAAAGCGUUUCGGUUUAUAACCGUAACGUGAUGUCAUUUUUGCGUGAGAAAGGACACAAUGCGGCGAUUUGCAAGACGCGGUGGGAUUCCUCCGGUGGACUCACCGCUGGGAACCACGAGUUUAUUGAUGUGGUGCGAAUGCGAUCUGGAUCGUCCACGUGGCAGAAUAGGUACUUCGUGGAGCUUGAUUUCGCCGUACAAUUUGAAAUUGCUCGGCCGACGAGCCGUUACUCGGAGAUUAUGAGUUACGUUCCCGGAAUAUUUGUCGGGAAUUCGGAGGAGCUGAAACGCACCGUUUUGGCUUUGUGUGGUGCUGUGAAGCUCUGUUUGAGGAGUAGAGGGUUGAGUAUUCCUCCUUGGAGGAAGAACCGGUACAUGCAAAACAAGUGGUUUGGACCUUAUCGUAGGACCACGAACCCGGUUCAUGGAAAUCCGGUUCCAGAUGUUGUUUCUUCUUUCAGUGGCGUUAAAUGCAGAUUAGUCGGGUUCGACAACGCCAUGUCCGAGAUCAAACAUGGCGUCGCCUUUGUCAGAAUCAAAUGAUUGAUAGUAGUAUCCUCUACACACAACUGCAACAAUUAAUAUUUCUGGCUUGUGAAUUCAAAGUGGACUGCAAAGUCUCUUUUAAGGGUUUUAAGUUGUCGUAUGUCCAAAUUUUGGUUCGAAUUCACGGCCUUAGUCAAGUUAAAAUAAAUAAUUGUGUUCGUAUCAUUUCAUUUCAUCUGAACGUUCUCAUGUUACUUAUUUUGUUGAACAAGAACGUUCUCUAAGUUAUUGAUGAUAAAGUUUGAAAUUUUGUUAAUA